Messenger RNA from Cylicostephanus goldi, 344 nucleotides. The record is from the annotation of a GenBank genome assembly. Lineage: Eukaryota; Metazoa; Nematoda; Chromadorea; Rhabditida; Strongylidae.
AUGGGAACGCUGAUUCGGCGGGUUGUUUACUGCUCGGGGGCUUUCAAACAAGAGUUCGAAUUGGAAAAACAAGGGUCUGCCAGCUUGAAGGGAUCUCUGGUUGAAUUCGAUUUCACCCUGAAACAUCAGCAACCAGUUUGUAUACGCGUGCAAACGCCAUGCGGUGAAAUCGGCAUGUUUGAGCUCAAUGAUAUGGUUUCUGAGCAUGUCUUCCGCCCCAUGCAACACGGAUGCGGUAAAGGCAUGUGGAAGAUCGAUGUCCUGGAAGAUGCUGAGAAGAGGUUGGUUAUUUUAGACAUUAUACUUUUAUUUAUAAGAAUCAUUUGGGAUUUAUGGGGAUAAAA